CCAAGCCCUGCUAACAUUCACCUUUAGUAACUGGAUGUGGGUCAUUACUGCCAGUUACAUGAAGGAUUUAAUUUUGAGACAUCUUAACCUGAGGCUGUAUCGCGCACGCUGCACGUGUCUUGUCGUAAAUUCUCAACUUUUAUGCGUGUAAAGGACAACCCCUAACUAGCUUAAGGCAAGAAUUGAAUUUCCACAAGGCUGUUCAAGAAGGGGAGGACGGCCCCAUGGGCAAUGUUGGGUCGACGGAUACGGGGCAACACCAACCGCACCCGCUGCGCCCUGCCGACUUCCAAAGCAACCCUAAACGCGAACACGCGCCGGCAAGUUCCGAUGGUCGUCACAUUACUCGUAUCGUGGCACCGCAGUCCUCACAACAGCAGCGCAUUGUCGUGGACAUCCGCAGCACCGACCUGGACAAGGACCAUGCGCGUAGCAGAGAAUCAAAUAGCGAUCUUGAAAAUGUGUUACGUUCCGCCUGGGGAGGUCUUCAGGCGCUUGGCGGGGUGGUCAUCACCAUCCUAACCAUCCAGAAGCUUUGGGAGGACAUCAUCUUUGUCAGGCUGCUACAGCGCGAGCUUUCCAAGCUUGUGGGUUCGCUCGUGGAUCCUGGCGGUGACGCACUGGUGGAUGAUGGAGACGAAGGCGGCGAGCGCCUCCCUCCCACCCUGCCUCCUCCUUCGCCGCCUCCUCACACCCCUCUCAUGAUGACGACCUGGAGUGGGGCCUGGAGGAACUGAGUGAGCUGCUGGGGGGCAGUGGGAGGGGGGGCAGCGGCCGCGCCAGCAGCGGAGCAGCAGGCAGGAGAAG
Messenger RNA from Astrephomene gubernaculifera, 807 nucleotides. The record is from the annotation of a GenBank genome assembly. Lineage: Eukaryota; Viridiplantae; Chlorophyta; Chlorophyceae; Chlamydomonadales; Astrephomenaceae.